Molecule: messenger RNA, 2367 nt
Organism: Penicillium cinerascens
Lineage: Eukaryota; Fungi; Ascomycota; Eurotiomycetes; Eurotiales; Aspergillaceae
Product: RIX1/PELP1 family protein
Exons: 2
Coding region: 1-2367 (788 amino acids)
Biological process (GO): rRNA processing
Cellular component (GO): nucleus
Source: RefSeq, a predicted model, not a curated record
AUGGCUGCCACCACUUUGCGCGCAGCCACCCAUCGCUUGACGACCACGCCGGUCGAUCAAUUGCCCUCGAUCGCUUUAUUUCUUGCGACUUCGCUGAGCGAUUGCGCCGAACUACUCUCUGCCCCGCAAACCCAAAAACCAGGCAAAUCGGACUCCGAAAAUGCGAUUCAAGUUCACAAGCUCAAGACUCGCCUGGCUAGUUUGCUGCAGGACCGCAGCGUGGAGGGUCGAUGGACCGCAGUGCUUCUGGUGAAAGCUACUGUCGAAGCGGGUCAAUGGGAGAUUCUGCGCGGUUACGAGCCGAUUGUUCGCAGUCUGAUUGGGAUCCUGGCGAAACCCGAUCCGGUGUCCACGAAGAAAAUGUGUAUAAUUACGUUGACGCGCAUCUUUCACCUUACCUACCAGUAUCCGACCCUCGUUCGAGAAAUCACCACUCCUCACCUCCCAGCAUUUGUCAAUGCCGCCUUGAACUUGGUCGCGACUUUGCAGAAAGUCCAGGGAGGUUCGAUCCGGGAGCCGAAGCCUAGCACGCCUUUCAUGGAAACGGUUCUGCAUGCCAUUUUGGAGUUGGUUCCUCGUCACCCGACAAUCUUCCGCCCAUUCGCCAGCCAACUUCGGUCUUUGGUUACCAGCAUUCUGAGCUUCCAACCGCCAGUAUUCUAUCCCGAGCCAGUAAUUGACGUCGCCGAACAACUGCUCGUCUCCCUCCACAAAUGCGCACCCAAGGACAAGUCGGGCUCUAGCUGGAAUGAAGAUUGCAGAUCGACCAUCGUUUCCGCCCACCGGUCUGCCGAUUUUGUCCUGCGGUCUGUAAAAGAGCAAUGGGAAUCUGUUGAUUCGACCUUGACAGCACCGCGACAGAACUACAACAAAGGAGUGUCGAUGGACGCUCCCGAUGACUUGGGACUUCACAGUUGGAAGGGAAUGCAUGCUGGAGCUGAUAGGCUGAUUGCACUUUUGCAAAUUCUGUCUGGUUUCAUCUCCAUGCCAUCGGCUACUGCAGUCGCUCUUCCUCUGGGGCCUACCCUCGACCUAAUUUCCCGGCUCAGUUCUGUGACUGUCCCAACAGGCGCCGAAGCAUCCUCAUCCGGUGUACAGGUUAACCCUCAGAUUGGCCGCGAGGAGCGUGAAAUGCUAUACGCUGAGCUGCCUCGCAUUCAUGUGGCUUGUAUGGACGUAUUGGCCCACGUUGUGAUCGUUCUGGAGAACAGCGCAGCUCCUCUUACUCAGACUAUGGUGGAGCAAGUCACUUGGGUAUUCCGAAAUGAACGUUUCAGCAGAGACGUGCGAAUGGCUGCCUAUGACUUGCUUAGCUCUCUGGUCUCUGUGAACGGCUCGGCUAUGACGAAGCAAACUGUGACCCCUAUCAUCCCUGUUAUUCGCGCUUGCUGCUCUGAUCUUCUUCCGGUGCCUGGAGACUCCGUUGUUGAAGCCAAGGCACAGUCUGAUCCCAAAUCCAAAUCAAAGCAGGGUCAAAGCGCAGUCAAUGCCGACUCCUUUUUGAAUCCUAACUUGCAAAAAGCCGGACAGUCUCAAAACGUCCACCGUUUCCCUGAUCUCGAACGCGCUGCUUCCGAGCUUCUGCAAAGUGUUCUUGCAUAUGUUCCAUCGGAGCUCCUGGCAUCUGUUCGAACUGACAUCGACCGUACAAUCAUUUUGACUGCCGACAAGGACGCAAUGCUUGCCAGCGUAUUGAAUCCCAUUCCAGCCAUUAAGGGCCGUGCGGCCGGUGCUAGCAUCAUCCCAUUUUUGGUCCAGGCUCACUCUGAUCAGAUGGAAGUCGAGGCUCUGGUCCGCCCCAGAAUGCCGGUUCUCAUGACUGCCCCGGAGCUGGACUCAUUUGCCGACGAGGAAGACGAGGAAGAUGAGGAAGAGAACGAGGAGAUGGCUGAUGAGCCAUACCAGGUUACGUCGAAGACUUCUGAUUUCUUGAAGGAACCGGUGGCCACCUCUACCGUGACUCAAAGGGCUGAGCCUGCGGCACCUUUACACAAGCGGACUUACGUCGAUGAAAUAACCGCUCAGCCGGCCAGUCUCACUUCGGCAUUGAAGGAGCCGGUGCAGACUAAAAAAGCCCGAUUCGAAGAAAGCGUUUCCAGCAAUAACGCUCCUUCGAUGAACCAGCCUUCUGCGAUGAUUACUCAAGUGUCUUCUUCAAUCUCUCAGCCUGCCAAGAUCGAGGCGACAAGUGGACCGAAGCCAGUCCAGGUUACCUCGCAAGUGUCUUCGACUUCCGUUGCCCCGCAGGUCCCGGCUGAGGCGUCCGCGGCUGUGGAUGAUAGCGACGACGAAUUGCCUACUCUGAAUAUGGACCCUGACACCGAGGAUGAGGAUGACGAUGAUGAGGACGUCAAUAUGGGAGGUUAA